GCUUGACGCGGCUUUUUCACAGUUUUCUCCUUGCGUUACGUCUCUCUCGUCUCCCCAUUUUCCUCCCAACCCAAGUUCCCACCGCCGGCCUCCGGGGAGUGUCCGGCGACCUUCGACCACGGGCUUUAAGGAGGCGUGACGACGUCUGAACCAAAGGUCAAAAGGACCUAACCAAGAACAGCUCCAAUCGAAAAGGAGAAAGCAGCCAUAAGGCAGAAAAACAAAUCAGGGGUUUCCCCAUCCCAGAUUGCAAGAGAGCGUUUGUAGGUUGAUUGAAGUUCUUUGAUAUGGACCUGUUCAACAAGGCGAAGGCUGUCCGGCUACGGAGCCACCAUGACAAGUACCUCUAUGCUGAGCAAGACGAGGAAUCAGUGUGCCAAGAUCGAAGUGGUGCAUCCCGCAAUGCCCGAUGGACUGUUGAGUUGGUGGAGCAAAGGAAUUUCAUUCGCCUCAAGAGCUGCUAUGGCCGCUACCUGACGGCAUCCAAUGAGCCCUUCCUUCUUGGUGUUACGGGGAGGAAAGUCCUACAGACGCUGCCCAGAAGGCUGGACUCAUCGGUGGAGUGGGAACCCAUUAGAGAGGGAUUCAAUGUGAAGUUAAAGACGCAUUAUGGCAACUUCCUGCGUGGUAAUGGCGGACUACCACCAUGGAGAAACUCAGUGACUCAUGAUAUUCCCCAUCGGACGUCCACUCAGGAUUGGGUUUUGUGGGAGGUUGAUGUGGUUGAGAUUCGUUUGUUGGAACCAUCGCCGUCACCGUCGCCGACACAGAAUUUCCUCCCCCAACAGGAUCCAUCACGACAAGAAGCCCAUGUGGUAGAUGGAAGUGAAGCUUCUGAACCGGCAGGAAAUUUGAGUAGAUUAGAGUCUAUUGAUUCGUUGAAGAAUUCGCCACCAAAGUCCGAUGGCCGGCUCAUAUAUUAUGCUUUUGCGGAUGAAAAUGGUGAUGUAGAUGAUACUAUUGAAUGGAAUUCAUUCUUGUUCAAAGGAACCAACUUGGAUCAGCUAUUGGAGAAGGUGGAAGAAGAUACUGAACUUCAAAAUGUUAUAAUCUGUUCACGUAAUCCUCUGAACGGGAAGCUUUAUCCUUUGCGGCUUCAGCUCCCCCCCAACAAUGCAGCCAUGCGUAUUGUCUUGGUUGAGCCAUCAUCUAGAUUGGCUAAAGAAUUUUCAUAGCAGGAGAUCGGUGCUUGAGAAUUGAAUGAACCUCUGCAUGGUUGUCAUGCAAGCGCGGUGUACAACUUUUUCCAGUAAGCAUAUUAUUGUAUAGACUUGUGUAUUUCUGGUCGUAGUACAAUGUGUGUAGAUGUCUAAGUCUUGAUUGUUAUUUUUAUAGCAUCAUCUCAGUUUCAGUUUGGGAACAUUGAUGUCUAUCAAAAGGUUUAUGGAGAUUUUGUUGUACAUCUUAACUGGAUCUCUUAUAAAUUUUUGUAACCUGCCUAUGGUAUAUAUAUGAGUGAAUGAAAGGUGACUCUAGUAAUCUCA
Messenger RNA from Nymphaea colorata (pocket water lily), 1484 nucleotides. RefSeq lists its product as uncharacterized. NCBI's taxonomy places the organism in Eukaryota, Viridiplantae, Streptophyta, Magnoliopsida, Nymphaeales, Nymphaeaceae. The record is from RefSeq and is a predicted model, not a curated record. The transcript has 6 exons. Bases 288 to 1175 code for a protein of 295 amino acids.